Messenger RNA from Thalassophryne amazonica, 2797 nucleotides. It is a transcript of the gene ccnyl1, whose product is annotated as cyclin Y-like 1. The transcript has 10 exons. Gene Ontology annotation, molecular function: cyclin-dependent protein serine/threonine kinase activator activity; protein kinase binding. Gene Ontology annotation, cellular component: plasma membrane. Gene Ontology annotation, biological process: regulation of canonical Wnt signaling pathway; regulation of cyclin-dependent protein serine/threonine kinase activity. The record is from RefSeq and is a predicted model, not a curated record. Bases 653 to 1690 code for a protein of 345 amino acids. Lineage: Eukaryota; Metazoa; Chordata; Actinopteri; Batrachoidiformes; Batrachoididae.
GUCGCUAACACACAACUCUGACGGUUCGAACGAACUAAUUGGACAUUACCGAUCAAUUACUAAAGCUCGAGUGUUGAUCUAAAUUUGUGGUGAUUUUUUUUUUUUUUUUUGGUGGAGGUUUUCUUUGGUGGAGGUGUACCCCCCUCCUCCCUGUCCCAAGUAGUCAUGGAGGCCGCAGAAGAAGCCUCGAGCUAAAUUUUGUGAGGACGUCAGCCGGUUGUUUGGAAAGUACCACAAAAGUAUGUUAUUUUGAGUCUAGGGGUUGGGGGGGGGAAUCGUAUGUUUAUUUUAUGACACAGAUGGCUUCUACACCACGACAAAAACUGGAGUUGAUGUGCAGCAAGAAAAAAGUUACACUAUAGCUAGUUAGCUAGCUAAAAAAUGCUAGCUAGCGCAUUAUCAUUUGUGUGUUGAAUGAAUGAACUGUUAGUGACGUUUGCGUUAUAGUAAACAAAUGCUUGUUUAAUCCUGGGUUUUUAUUUUCGGGUUAACUUCUACCACUGUUAAACUACUCAUCCAUCAAUGGACAAUAAUGGGUGUUUGUGGACGGCGACGGUUUAGCACGCAGAGAUAGUGUUCGUGCGAGCUAACCGCAGCUAGCGGCACUACUCGGACUGUGCGGCGUGACUGUGGAGCACACAGACCGGCUAGGAUGGGGAACACCGUGUCGUGCUGCGUGUCCUCUGAAGGGAGCCCCAAACUCCCGUCCAGACAGCCGGCGGAGCGGCUGGAGGACUUCCACACCAGCACGGACGUGAGCGACGACAACACGGCGCCCUACCUGCAGCACAUCAGCGACAGAGAAGUGCCAGACGAGUUGGCGUUGGAGUCAAACCCAUCGGAUCAUGCCCGAGCUAGCACCAUCUUCCUCAGCAAAUCUCAGACAGAUGUACGGGACAGGAGGAAAAGCAACCACAUAAACCAUGUCAGUCAUGUGUCUCCUGGACCACUGUCAAAGAAAUACAGCUCCUGUUCCACCAUCUUCAUCGACGACAGCACUGUCAGCCAGCCCAACCUCAAGAGCACAAUCAAAUGUGUCACGUUAGCAAUAUACUAUCACAUCAAAAACAGGGAUUCCGACAGAUCAUUGGACAUCUUUGAUGAGAAGCUGCACCCCCUGUCUAGAGAUCCGGUGCCAAACGAUUAUGCCUACGUGGAUCCGGAACACAAACUGAUUUAUCGCUUCGUCAGAACAUUGUUCAGUGCAGCACAGCUCACAGCAGAAUGCGCCAUUGUCACUCUGGUCUACCUGGAGCGGCUGCUGACCUACGCCGAGCUGGAUAUCUGCCCAGCCAACUGGAAACGUAUCGUCCUGGGAGCCAUCUUAUUGGCUUCCAAAGUUUGGGACGACCAGGCUGUGUGGAACGUUGACUACUGCCAGAUCCUUAAAGACAUCACUGUGGAGGACAUGAACGAGAUGGAGCGUCACUUCCUGGAGCUGCUGCAGUUUAAUAUCAACGUGCCAGCUAGCGUCUACGCCAAGUACUACUUUGACUUACGGCAGCUGGCGGAUGACAACAACCUCAGCUUCCCUCUGGAGCCUCUCAACAACCAGCGGGCCCAAAAACUAGAGGCCAUUUCCAGACUGUGUGAGGACAAGUACAAGGACCUCAGUCGAGCUGCAAUGAGACGAUCGCUGAGUGCAGACAACCUGAUAGGUAUACGAUGCUCCAACGCCGUGCUGUCCUAGCCUGGACUGAUGCUGCCUGGUUUCUAAAACCGAUCUGGUGUCUCGUGCUGUGGCCUGUCGGCCAGGAUUCAGGCUGUGGCGACUCCUUUUCCUUCCACCUGUUGGACCUACAUGAUCUCUCUAGUAAAAUGCAUUUUUGUCUUUGUUCUUCCUCGUUGACAUCAGGCAGUAUUAUUCUGAAUGGCUUCCUGGCAGCUGAAGCCUUCAGAUUUUAAUCCAAAUGUUGUUUUUAGUGACUUCUUGAAGCCUCAUUGGGCGUAUCACGAGAACAAAGACAGGUUUUUGGAAAAGUUAGCAGGGGUGACCUUCUAAGUGGGUGGGAAAUGUGUUAACUGCUCACGUGGUGCUGCCCUUUACGAGUGUUACGUCAAAAAAGUCAACUUUGAGAAUAAAGUUGUAAUUUUUUGAGAAAAGUUGUACAGUUACCAAAAAAAAAUCAAAACAAAAAACUGUAAUAAGGGGGAAAACAAUGACAAGGAAAUUUUUCAAAACAUACUUUUUAUAUUCUAAGAUUUUUUUUUUUUUUUUUUUUUGUAACGUGACGUUUGAGCAAAUGGGAUAGCAACCAGUUAUAACGUUAGACGUAGAAACAUCAAGAAACUGUUGGACAAAGAAUUAAUCCAUCACACGAAAUUAAAAAAAAAAAGUCGCUCUGGUUUUAACUAGAAAUAAAACAUUGUAUUUCAAUUAAAAUUAGACAAAUGUUGUUUGUAAUGUCUUAGUCAAUUUCAUUAUUGAUUAACCAGCGAUUAGAUUAAAAGAAAUCAUUGUUUUUUCAAACUAAGCCAGUUAAAUAAAGAAUAAAGCACGGGUUUAUUACUUCUGAUUACAUUUUUUAAAUUAUCAUAUUUUGAGGGUUUUUUGUUCUCAAACCUUGAUUGCAGAAUUGAACAUUAGACUUUUUGGUUUUUUAAUGACCUGUUGAUGGUCUACCUGUAGUACUGUUGCGGCCCACCGGGGGGGGAGUUCACACGUUCGGCAUCACUGACUGAAAUUUUUAAAUGUAGUACAAGUAGCAAAUUAUAUUGAACAACUAACUUAUUUAACAAUUAAUCAGUUUGGCCUCAUUGUUAAUUGUAAUCACUAAAAGUUAACCAUUGAAACCGU